Helicoverpa zea (corn earworm) is the source of this 3570-nucleotide messenger RNA. RefSeq names its product protein FAM76A. The transcript is spliced from 8 exons. The coding region runs from base 159 to 1145 and encodes 328 amino acids. NCBI's taxonomy places the organism in Eukaryota, Metazoa, Arthropoda, Insecta, Lepidoptera, Noctuidae. The record is from RefSeq and is a predicted model, not a curated record.
AAUUAAAACACCAAUUCGCCAUAUUUGCUAUUGGUUGGUUUGGUAGCCAUUUUUCAAUAAUUGUUAAAAUUUACGCGUUUGUAAUUUUGUAUUUGUAAUUCAGUGAUCACAGUCUAUCAUUUUUGACUAUUAACUAGUUUUGUUUGAUUUUGAUAAACAUGAGUAACACAGCAUCAACACCGCUUUUCGCAUGUUCGCGUUGUUUCUCAAGACACCCUUUCGAAGAAUUAUCAACUGGUGAACAACUUUGUAAGGAAUGUCGUGGAUCAUUCCCAGUCGUCAAGUGCACGUACUGCCGCUCCGAGUUUCAACAAACAAGCAAGUCAAACACUUCAUCAAUUUGUAAGAAGUGUGAAGCCAAUGUUAAGGCUUAUGGCAAGCCUACAGCCUGUGAAUAUUGUAACAUCAUUGCUGCGUUCAUUGGUAACAAAUGCCAACGGUGCGCUAACUCUGAGCGCAAGUAUGGCCCAGCCGUUACCUGUGAGCAGUGCAAGCAACGCUGCGCUUUCGACCGCCACGAUGAUAGUAAAAAGCAGGUGGAUGGAAAACUAUUAUGUUGGCUUUGCACCCAGUCCCUCAAGAGGGCGUUGGCCAGGACUAAGCAGCAUCUAUCAUCUGUGGACAAACACAAGCACAGGGGACACAAAUCCAGGAGCGGCCACAAAGAGAAGCGUAAGUCCGACAUGAUGAAGUCAAUGAACUCCAACGACUCAUCGCUAAACGACUCGCAGCCAUCGGAGAAGAAAUCCAAGAUGAACCCAAUGCAAGUUGUAUUUCGCUCCAUAGGUGAACUGGACCCCAACAGUUCAGACCAUGUGGUAGCGAUGACUCAACUCAAGGAGACAAUUGCCAGCCUACAGAAGAAAGUACAACAGAAGGAUAAUGAAUUACUUUCCAAAGACAAGUUGAUUACAGAACUAAAAGCUCAGCACCUAAACAACACACAGGAUCUAAGGAAUGAAAUGAAAAACAAAGAGCGACUUAACGAAACAAAGUUUAACCUUAUGAAUACUAAAAUACAGAAUCUUUUAAAAGAGGUUGCAACACUAAGCAAAUCUGCUAAAAAAACUAAUAAGAAUACGAAAGCGGCGCUAGCGAACACAGAGAACAGCGGCAGUGGCACAGACAGCCCGAGCACCAACUAGAACAAUUUUAACCCUUUCAUUUCUAGGAAUAUUACUUGAAAAACAAUGGAAACAUUUUCCUCUUAUUUUUUUACUCUACAAAUGGUUUUAUUUGUAGACUUUUUAUAAUGAUAAGCGUAAGUAGGUUUCAAUUUGAUGACAUGUUAGUUUUUAAUUUAUUAUGCAACAUUAUAAACGUUUUUACCGAUUUAACUGAAGUACAUUAAUGUUAAUUUAUCCAGUAGCGUCAAACUAUUGUUACGUGUAUAAACUGAUGCGGGUUUAAAAGGUAUUAAGUCUAUGACUACUCGGUUAUCAAAGAGAUGAUGAUAAAUAUUUGGAGAUUAUUUUUUGUAUAAUUUUUCAUUCGACUCUCCAUCAGAACUGAACAGCUUAGCAAUGUUUUAUAAACCGUAUCAUUAUCGUUAAUAGACAAAUGCAUAGAUUAGUAUAGUGCACAACCUGAUCCUUAGGUUAUUAUUCUGUUUUAUAGAAUUUAAUAGACUAAAUUAAAAAAUCUGUAUCAUAUCGCAUUUUAUUUUUAUUUUUGUAUCACUUCAGUUUUGUUAUUAUUCCUAAGUAGUUGUACAGUCUUGUGACAAUGAAUGUAGCGUAUACCUAAUAGGUAGAUCACUUUGUAUUUUAACGAAUACAAUAUUAAUUUAUUGGCAAACAUAUGUCGAUGUGAAAUAAAAUUAAGAAAUCGAAAAAAAAUGCGUGUCGAAUUAAAUGAUUGUUAGUUAAUUAGUCCGAUGAGAGGAAAGAGGUUACAAGACGUGGUUUUGUAAUAUUGUUGUCUGUAUUUAUUCUAAUUCUAAUAUAGACGAAAUUCGUUGCAGCUGUCAAUAGCAAUCAACGUUUUAUUUUCCCCGAAACCGCGAAACUGACUGAUUACAUUAGCAACAACCACUUAGUUUUGAAGCAUUCUUUAUUUGCUGCUGCGGCGAACCUUCGCCUAUAUUUUAAUUAGUUUUGUAAGUUUUGAGUAUACAUUAUCAUGUUAAUUAACCUCUUUCGUCUAAUGGUGCGUUCAUAUUGCUAAAUCAUACAUCAAGUUACUGAUUGGAAUAAAAGUUCCUCUUUCACCAAUGUGAGCGCACCCUAAAGUGAUCAUAAUAUCCCCGGACUGAAUAAAUUUUGUCAUAUCAAUGUUAACAAUAAUUAUGUUUUAUGAAUAUACAGUGUUUGAUUCGAUUCGAUGUAUGUGUGAGAAACAUGUAGACUUAAUAAUAUUCAAACGCGACACUAGGUACAUACCAUAUUAAUGAAGGCCUUAAAUUAAUACUACAUUUGUAUAAUUGGAAUAGAUCACGGCAAACAUACAUUUUGUGCUCUUAAAUACAGGAACCUAUAAUUAAGAACAAUUUGCAUAAACUACAAUAAGCAAAAUAUUGCUGUGUUGAGACUUAAUCAUUUGUUAAUUAGCUGAAAUAAUAUUGAUUUAGGUUAAUUGAAUAAUGUGUAAAAUAAAAUGUAUUUCAUUCAUUGGUUAAGAGUAAAAGUAUUCAAAGCGUAUAUUGUACCCACGAGAAACAAGACAAGAAAUUAUAAAAAGAUAUUUGAAAUUCAGUAGCCGUAAGAUUUUAUUGUUUACGAAACAUAUUUUGUGAUAAUUUUUCGAGUGCUUUCAAGCAAACUUAAUAUUUUACCACGUGACGCACAAAGCGACAAAUAAUAUGCAUUUAAUUAAAUAGUAAAAGAUACAGAUUAUAGUGUAUCUGAUAUCGGAGAAGUAUCACGGAAGUAUAUGUUAUGAAACAAUAUGUGUUACAGCUAUGCAGCCCUAGAACUGAGCGAACUCACACAGGUGUCUCAUUUUGUAAGUGUAGGAAUUCGCUUGCUUUAUUAUUUAGUUCUAACCUUAACCUUCCGCCAUGUUCAAAGAAAUACGAUGCCAAUGCACUUUUGCACGUUGUCAAUGCCUAUAGUCGUUGAUAGCAAUACUCACUUGACUUGAAGUCUCUUCUGGCGUUCAAAAGGUUAUUAGAAUUAGUUUAAUAAAGCUGCCCAGCUGUAAUGCUCUUAAAUAAAUUGAAAGUCGUGAUAAAGUUACAAAAGCAUCACUGAACAUAAACUCUUUUUUUAAGUUUCUAGACAAUGAAUAGAUACGCUAUCGGCUGAUAUAACCUGAGUAAACGGUCGCUUUGACAUAUUUUUUCUUUACAAUACAAGCCAAAGAAUUUAAAUUCUUUGUAGAUAACAAAUGCAUCUUAUUAGGUGAAUUCCUAAUUAGUAAAACUUUUUAAUUAAUGUCCAUAUUAAACUGUCACGUGUGUUAAUGUUAAGAUUAGAAUAUAAAUUAUUGAUAAACAAUUUCAAAAGAUGUUCGUAUAAUAUAAAACAAAUUCUUAAUGCUGUGGAACAAAAUAUUCCAAUAGAAUUAUGACCUGAGAAAAAUAAGUAUACUUGUUAGUGAAAAAUGAACGAAAUAAAGUGUAAAAGUAAA